This is a messenger RNA of Penicillium atrosanguineum, 1512 nucleotides long. RefSeq lists its product as uncharacterized. The coding region runs from base 1 to 1512 and encodes 503 amino acids. Gene Ontology annotation, molecular function: dipeptide transmembrane transporter activity; allantoate transmembrane transporter activity. NCBI's taxonomy places the organism in Eukaryota, Fungi, Ascomycota, Eurotiomycetes, Eurotiales, Aspergillaceae. The record is from RefSeq and is a predicted model, not a curated record. The transcript is spliced from 9 exons. Gene Ontology annotation, biological process: allantoate transport; dipeptide transport; transmembrane transport. Gene Ontology annotation, cellular component: plasma membrane.
AUGGCGGACAAGUAUGAGAAGGACGAGAUCGCUAGUGCAGAUCACGAGGUGGAUAGACCCAGUCUUGACCAUGGAGCUGUGGAGCAGCUUCAGUUGCCCUCUUACCAGUUCUCCCCGGAAGCGGAGAGAAGGCUCGUUCGGAAGAUUGAUUUGACUAUCCUUCCAAUCAUGCUUGUUGCUUAUAUGAUGGCCUUCUUGGAUAAACAAACGCUGAACUAUACUUCGUUGAUGGGGAUUCGUGAAGAACUCCAUCUUGUCGGCUCACAGUACAGUUGGGUCUCGGGCAUGUUUUACUUUGGAUACAUGUUUUUCUCAUAUCCUGCAUCACUUUUGAUGGUCAAAUUUCCGCUUGGCAAGUACCUUGCUGCGAAUUUUCUUCUUUGGGCGAUCGUUCUAGCCUGUCAUGCGGCAACAACCAACUUCACAACAAUAAUGGUGACCAGAUUCUUCCUCGGAUGCACCGAGGCCAGCCUCUCCCCCGGGUUCACCCUCGUUACCUCUCUCUGGUAUCGAACAUCAGAACAGCCACUUCGCGCCGGUAUCUGGUUCUGUGGAAAUUCACUCUCCUUAAUCAUCGGCAACCUUAUCGCCGUGGGCAUCCUGCAAAUCCAUAGCAGCCUCUAUGCAUGGCAGUGGCUUUUUAUCAUCUUCGGAAUCUUCACCUUUCUAUGGGGCAUUGUGAUGCUCUUCCGUCUUCCAGAUUCACCAAUUGAUGCUAAGUUCUUGAAUGAAGAAGAGAGAAUGAUCGCGAUCGAAAGACUCAAGGCAAACAAGACCGGAUUCAAGAAUAAUCAAAUUAACCGAGGUCAAAUUGCGGAAGCCUUCGUGGAUCCUAAGACUUGGAUUCUUGCUGUCCUCAUUUUGGCAUCCAAUAUUCCAAAUGGAGGGUUUACUACAUUCAACGGUUUAGUCCUGGAAGGGUUCGGUUUCAGCACGUUCCACACACUUCUCCUCGGUAUUCCUGGAGGUGUUAUUGUGUUCAUCUUUGUGCUGGGCGGAGGUAUGAUUACGUCCAAGGUCGCUAAUAGCCGAUGCCUUGCCAUGAUUGGCAUGAACACCAUUAGUAUAAUUGGAAGUGCCCUCGUUUACGCCGGACACUCCGUCGGGGCUCGUUAUGCGGGUCUGCUCCUCAUGGGAGUUUACUCUGCAGCUAUGCCAGUCUCUCUGGCGAUGAUCAGUUCAAAUGUUGGUGGAUUUACAAAAAAAGCUACUGUCAGCUCGAUCUAUUUCAUCAUGUACUGUGCGGGUAAUAUUAUUGGACCCCAACUGUUCUUCGCGCGAGAGGCUCCCAAGUACCAGAGCGGUUUCUUGGCAAUCAUAAUUUGCCUCGUCAUCUGCGUUGUUGAUGGCUUUGUGCUGUUGCUCUAUCUUCGCUGGGAGAACAGGAGACGUGAGAAGAAGGCUAGUAACAACGACCCAGCCGUUGAGCAAGAGAAGACAGGUAUUACAACUCAAAGAGAACUUGUAGACACUACAGACCUGAAAAACAGGGAGUUCAGGUACGUGUAUUAA